Messenger RNA from Cornus florida, 1428 nucleotides. Its product is annotated as fasciclin-like arabinogalactan protein 17. The coding region runs from base 130 to 1083 and encodes 317 amino acids. The transcript is spliced from 2 exons. The record is from RefSeq and is a predicted model, not a curated record. NCBI's taxonomy places the organism in Eukaryota, Viridiplantae, Streptophyta, Magnoliopsida, Cornales, Cornaceae.
UAUUCCAGAGAGAGAAAGUAGGGAGAGAAAAACUAAGCACGAACCUGCUUUCCACGCGUUCAAAAGCUCAAGGUUUCUUCUCUCCCUCUUCAACACAACAUCACAAAUAAAACUUCGAUUAUAUCUUCAAUGGCCGCGAACAACUCUCACUGUUAUUUCACUUUACUCUACCUCUGCUUUACGAGUCGACUCAGUACUGUAUUGCCGGAAAACCCUAGUCACGACCACGCCCAAAUCAGCUCCAACUCGGUUCUCGUCGCCUUACUCGACUCCCAUUACACCGAGCUCGCCGAACUCGUCGAGAAGGCUCUCUUGUUGCAGACUCUAGAGGAAUCAGUGAGUCAACACAACAUCACCAUCUUCGCGCCAAAUAACGAAGCACUCGAACGCGACCUCGACCCCGAGUUCAAGAGGUUCCUCCUCGAACCGGGCAAUCUCAGGUCCCUCCAGACCCUCUUGCUCCACCACAUCGUCUCCAAAAUGAUUCAUUCAAGCGAGUGGGUCAACUCGCUUUCCGAGUCGACUCAGCACGUCACCCUCGCUCACCAGACAGUCGGACUCAGGGAAGAUUUAGAGCACAAAUUCGUCGGUACUGCGAGGGUGGUCCGACCCGACGAUGUGGUCCGUCAAGAUCGAAUAAUUCACGGAAUCGAACGGCUGUUAAUACCCAAAUCAGUACAAGAUAGUUUCAACCGGAGACGGAGUUUGCGAUCGAUCUCCGCCGUUAAACCGGAGGCAGCGCCGCAGGUUGAUCCGAGGACGAAGAGGCUGAAAAAACCUGCACCACCGGUUCCGGCCGGUUCACCGCCGGUUCUGCCGAUAUUCUCGGCCAUGGCUCCGGGUCCUUCAAUGGCUCCGGCGCCAGCGCCUGGACCGGGUGGGCCCCACCACCACUUCGACGGCGACAGCCAGGUCAAGGACUUCAUACAGACCCUAGUACACUACGGUGGCUACAACGAGAUGGCGGAAAUUUUGGUAAAUUUGGUCGGAUAUCGGUUCAGGGCAUUGACGGAGUGUUGUUCCCGGCGGAAGAGAAGCCAGAGCUGGAAAGGAAAGUUGUUAGUUACGUUGCAGCUGUGGUGAAGCCGAGGAGAGAUUGCAGUGUGUUGAUUUCUCAAUGCAAUGUCAACUAUUCAUCUAAAGGAAGAAAAUCUACAAUGGACCUGAUGUGGUAUCUACAAUUGACCUAAUUAAUGCUUGAUUGUUGGUAAGUCUUAUUAAUAUUGUGCAUUUAAUAUAUUGUUCAUUUACAGUGAAAUUUUUGUUUUGAAUGCAGCAAUGUAGAUUUAGAAAAUUUAUGAUUCUUUCAUUUGUAAUCGAUCUGUCAUUGUAAUGAAUGUAAAAUCUUCCAUAAUUGAUUUUUAGAACUGAAUUGGCUUCAGUAGGUAUGAAUGUGUUAUCAAAAAAAAUUGGUAUUAAAUGCAUGCA